AUGCCGAACUGCUCUCGCCCGGAUGGCCCCGCCUUACUGGAGGCUCUCAAGCCCGUCUUUGACCUCCGCUCCAUACGACCUGUCACAAACACUUCAACCACCACGACUGUCAUGAUCGGUUUCAUCCUGCUCGGCAUUCUUGGGGUGGUAAGGGACACUGACGUUCAUUGCAAAAAAGCUCACAACCUCUAUCACUUUAGACCAUCCUCCACUCAAACAAAACAUAUUGACUUCUUUCAGGAUGAAAAGGCUCAGAUCCUGACAACAUUUAUCAUGCAAAUAUUGAGCUGGAAAAAUGAAUUCAUAAAAUGGGACCCAAACCAGUGCGGCACCGAUUGGAUUACACUUCCCAGAAAACUGCUGUGGGUCCCCGAUGUGGUUAUUAAUGAGUUUAUGGAGAAGAAUGUGGCCCAAUUUACGCCGUACACAUACGUGUACGCCAACGGCAUUGUGUUAGAUAUUCGGCCUAUCAGAGUGGUGAGCUCCUGCAGGCUCGACAUCUACACCUUUCCAUUUGACAUUCAGAACUGCACUUUGACCUUUAACUCCUACAUCCACGUUUCACCUGCAAUGAAGAUUGGUAGCAUAGCGUCGGUGGAGACAUUAAUGGAAUAUUCCGAACAAAUGAUGGCAACUAUGGGAGAAUGGGAGCUCAUUGGAAUCAAAGCAUUACAUCGGCAGAAAACAAGUUCGACUAACAGCACUUAUGAAGAGCUUCGUUUCUUUAUUUCAGUGCGGCGCAGAUCCCUGUUGUAUGUGGUCAACCUCCUGAUCCCUUCUUGCUUUCUCAUAACGGUGGACCUCUUCAGUUUCCUGCUGCCUCCUCAGAAGGUGGAUCGCUCCUUGUUCAAGAUGACGCUCAUCUUGGGCUACACCGUCUACCUGCUUCUCAUGAACGACUUCCUGCCCAUCACCGGAAACACCCUGCCGCUCAUAAAUGUGUUCCUGUCCCUUUGCUUGGGUCUGAUGGUAGCGAGUCUCCUGGAGACCAUUCUCAUCACCAACCUGUUGCACAGUUCCGCUCACUACCCAGAGGUUCCUCGCUGGAUCAGACUGCUAGUCAUCCAUAUGAUGGGCCGCCUGGUUCUGAUUCCUCCAAAGCCCAAACAAGUGCAACAGAUCAUCCAAAAUCCUCUCGCACUAGAUGGAUUCUUACCUGCCUCCCCCACAACAGAAAUGGACACUCAGAGAGGAGGUGACGGAGGAGCCCACGGACCAGAAGGGCCACUGGACAGGGACAAGGUGGUGGAGGAGCUUCGGAGCCUGGGAAGAGAUCUUAGAGUCAUCCGGCUGAAAGUGGAACAGGAGCUGAACGUUAGCCAGAGCACAGAGGAGUGGAUCCAAGUGGCUUUCAUCAUAGACCGCCUGCUGUUCACCAUCUAUAUCCUUUUCUUAUCUGCUAGCUUCAUCCUCAUCAUCGUCAUGUCGGUCAACUCAUACAACGCCUCAAUUUAGCACUUAGAAACUGUCAUGUUGUACUUUAAUUAUGGAUUCAAGUUCAGAUGUUUUAGUUGGCUUUGCUUGACAUUUAUUUUACU
Messenger RNA from Syngnathus acus (greater pipefish), 1538 nucleotides. RefSeq names its product 5-hydroxytryptamine receptor 3C-like. Gene Ontology annotation, cellular component: neuron projection; membrane; synapse. The record is from RefSeq and is a predicted model, not a curated record. Bases 1 to 1455 code for a protein of 484 amino acids. The transcript is spliced from 7 exons. Gene Ontology annotation, molecular function: extracellular ligand-gated monoatomic ion channel activity; neurotransmitter receptor activity; transmembrane signaling receptor activity. Gene Ontology annotation, biological process: signal transduction; chemical synaptic transmission; monoatomic ion transmembrane transport. NCBI's taxonomy places the organism in Eukaryota, Metazoa, Chordata, Actinopteri, Syngnathiformes, Syngnathidae.